AUGGAAACAAGAAACCAGACCAACAUCAGUUAUUUUAUCCUUCUGGGAUUCCCCACUUCUGCAAAGCUCCAGCUUCUACUUUUUGUCUUGUUCCUUUUGGCCUACCUAUUGACCCUGAUGGAAAAUCUCAUUAUUAUGAUAGUCAUUCGCAUCAACAACAGCCUCCACAAGCCCAUGUACUUCUUCCUGUUCAACCUUUCUUUCCUGGAAAUCUGGUAUGUCACAAUCAUUGCCCCUAAGAUGCUGGCAGAUUUUCUCACACAGGACAAGCGUAUCUCCUUCCAGGGCUGCCUGACACAGUUGUAUUUCUUCGUCACCUUUGUGUGCAGUGAAUACAUUCUUCUGGCAGUCAUGGCUUAUGACCGGUAUUUGGCCAUAUGCAAUCCACUGCGUUACCCAGUCAUCAUGAGUAAUACCUACUGUGUCCAGCUGUCAGCAGGAUGCUGGAUGUGUGGCUUGAUCACCUCUGCGAUCAAACUCAGCUUCAUUGGCCGGCUGAAGUACUGUGACAUUGACAAGAUCAACCACUACUUCUGUGACAUUUCACCUCUCUUGAAUCUCUCCUGCACUGAUUCUUCCAUGGCUGAGCUGGCAGAUUUUAUCCUGGCUCUAAUGGUUAUCAUGGUCCCACUCUGCAUUGUUGUUAUGUCAUACAUCUAUAUCAUCUCCACAGUACUGAAGAUACCUUCAGCACAAGGCAGAAAAAAGGCCUUUUCUACCUGCAGCUCACAUCUUACAGUGGUGGUGCUCUUUUACUCUACCACACUUUUCACCUAUGCAAGGCCUAAAGCCAUGUAUGCCUACAAUGCCAACAAACUGGUGUCGGUGUUGUACACUGUAGUAGUUCCUCUACUGAAUCCUCUAAUAUACUGCCUCAGAAAUAAAGAAGUAAAAGAUGCCCUAAGAAAGACUCUGGCAGGUUAA
This is a messenger RNA of Hemicordylus capensis (graceful crag lizard), 924 nucleotides long. Its product is annotated as olfactory receptor 6Y1-like. The transcript has a single exon. Gene Ontology annotation, cellular component: membrane. NCBI's taxonomy places the organism in Eukaryota, Metazoa, Chordata, Lepidosauria, Squamata, Cordylidae. Gene Ontology annotation, molecular function: olfactory receptor activity; G protein-coupled receptor activity. The coding region runs from base 1 to 924 and encodes 307 amino acids. Gene Ontology annotation, biological process: G protein-coupled receptor signaling pathway. The record is from RefSeq and is a predicted model, not a curated record.